Nicotiana tabacum (common tobacco) is the source of this 789-nucleotide messenger RNA. NCBI's taxonomy places the organism in Eukaryota, Viridiplantae, Streptophyta, Magnoliopsida, Solanales, Solanaceae. The record is from RefSeq and is a predicted model, not a curated record.
AUGCAAGGUGACUCAGAGGGAGUAGAGGUGAACAGGAGUUUGACUACCAGGGAAUUGAAAUUGCAACUGCUGAAGUUUUACUUGACUAGGUCACAACAUAGGAUGGUAGAUAAAGAAAGCAAGAACAGAACUGAUAGACAAUUCCAUGUAAGGAACUGGGUUUACUUGAAGAUACAACCCUAUAGGCAACUAUACCUAUCAAGCAGGCAUUUCAACAAACUCUCUUCCAAAUACUAUGGGCCCUAUCAAAUUCUCGAAAGGAUUGGUAAUGUUGCUUACAAGCUAGCUUACAAGCUAGCUUUGUCUCACCAAUUACCUAUACAUCCUACCUUUCAUGUUUCCCUCCUUAAAAUCUACUAUGAAGUUCCAACCUCCAUAAAUCACCCUCCAGUUCUAGACUUGUCCAACCCCUACUGUACAUAUCCUGCAAAGAUCCUAGAGCGUAGGAUAGUACAAAAGGGUAACAAAGCAGCUGUUCAGUUUUUAACUCAAUGGGAGCAUUUACCUGAAGACCAAGCAACACGGGAAGAUUCCAAUGCAUUGAAAACAGGUGAUGCUUUGAAUUCUCUGAAGACCAAUUUGGCUGAUCCUAUUAGUGUACUACAGAGAUGGGAUCCAACACUUGUUAAUCCUUGUACUUGGUUCCAUGUGAUAUGCAACCUUGAAAAUAGUGUGACUAGAGUUGACCUUGGAAAUGCAAAUCUAUCAGGUCAACUAGUUCCACAGCUUGGCCAACUCCAGAAAUUGCAGUACUUUUUUCUUUGUAAUCGUGUUAAUCCAUAUUCAUGA